Helianthus annuus (common sunflower) is the source of this 3393-nucleotide messenger RNA. RefSeq names its product probable LRR receptor-like serine/threonine-protein kinase At3g47570. NCBI's taxonomy places the organism in Eukaryota, Viridiplantae, Streptophyta, Magnoliopsida, Asterales, Asteraceae. The record is from RefSeq and is a predicted model, not a curated record. The transcript is spliced from 3 exons. Gene Ontology annotation, molecular function: protein binding; protein kinase activity; ATP binding. Gene Ontology annotation, biological process: protein phosphorylation. The coding region runs from base 1 to 3393 and encodes 1130 amino acids.
AUGGGCGGACUCAUCCGAUAUGGGAAGCGUCCGUUUAUAAAAUUGAAGAGUCCAUCAAUGAGGAGGUUACAUGAGUCCAACAAAGGUGAUGUGUCGACGGCGGACUAUUCAGAAGGGUCGGUGGACUAUUCGAAAGCGUCGGUGGACUAUUUGGAAGCGUCCGCCGUCGACGCUUCACCUUUGUUGGACACAUGUAACGUCCUCAUUCAUAGACUCUUCCACUUUAUAGACGGACGCUUUCCAUAUUGGAAGAGUCCGCCCAUAGACACAGGAAGAAUUUGCAUAUCCCAUUUCACUUCUAAAAGGCCAACAAUUAUACAUCACCCUUUGUUAUCUUCGGUUUCUUUAUUUCCAAAAUAUAACAUGAAUUUAAAGCAACCAAUCGCAUCAUCCUCUCCUUUUUAUUUCCUCUUUUAUGUUCUUGUUAUACUUCUAACCUCCACCAUCAUCUCAGCGUUCUAUGAUGGCAAAAAUGAGACCGAUCAUAAGGCUUUGUUGCACAUCAAGUUGAUGAUCACUAAAGAUCCAUAUGGAGCUCUAACCUCAUGGAACAACUCCCUUCAUUUCUGUGAUUGGACUGGUGUUACAUGUGGAAAGAGGCAUAGAAGAGUAACUGCUAUAGUGCUAGAGUCGCAAGGUCUAGAAGGCAUGUUGUCUCCUCACGUAACGAACUUGAGCUUUCUCCGAGUUCUUUCUAUUGGUAACAACAGCUUUACAGGUGCCAUUCCUUAUAAACUCAGUGGUCUAUCUAGGCUACGUUUCCUAUAUUUAUCCCGAAACAAAUUUAACGGCAUCAUUCCAACUAACUUGUCUAGCUGUUCUAACCUUGAAGAGCUUAUUCUUUCCCGUAAUGAGUUAGUUGGAAACAUACCCGAGGAGAUAAGUUUACUCCCUAAACUUACUUAUCUUUCACUAAGUUAUAAUAAGCUAACAGGUGGAAUACCACCUUUCUUGGGAAAUAGUACAUCAAUGAAAAUUCUCUCUCUCGCUAUAAAUCCAUUGGGCGGGAGCAUUCCAAACACCUUAGGUCAUUGGGAAGUUUUGAAAGAACUUUACUUUGGUGGUUGUAAUUUAUCUGGAACCAUACCUGAGUCCCUUUAUAACCUUUCACUCCUCAUGAAUUUUAGCUUGGCUAGUAAUCAACUGACUGGUAGUCUUCCUCCAACCAUAGGUGCAAUGCUCCCCAAUCUUGUUUUCUUUCAGAUAUCAGAAAACCAACUAACUGGACCUCUUCCACCAUCCAUCUCCAAUUUUUCAAAACUACGACAUCUUCAGGUACAUGACAACCACUUUAGUGGGAAGUUAACAACCAACUUUGAAAAACUAACAGAUAUUUAUUAUCUAGACAUAACCAAUAACCUCUUUGGAAGCGAAGAUGCUAAUGAAAUGAUGUUUAUUGAUUCUAUGAAAAAUUGCACCAAAUUAAAGACAUUGGCUCUUGCUAAUUGCAAUUUUCAAGGAGUGCUCCCUACAUCAAUAGGUAAUCUUUCCAAUCAACUUCGUAUUCUAUUUUUACAGAAUAACGAAUUACAUGGAAAUAUUCCUAGCUCAAUCGGUAAUCUAGUUGGUUUGGAACUUUUAUAUUCUGGAAGUAACCGAUUCACCGGAAACAUCCCCUCAACCAUUGGUAAACUUCAAAAUCUACAAGAAGCUCAAUUCUAUAAAAAUCGUCUUUCAGGACAGAUUCCUGAUUCCAUAGGAAACUUAUCAUCCUUGAUCUAUCUUGAUCUAUACUCAAACAAGUUGGAAGGGGUUAUUCCAUCAAGCCUAGGAAAUUGUCAUAAUCUAUUAAUGUUGUACCUUGGUGACAAUAAACUUAAUGGGAAAAUACCUACGCAAGUUUUUCAACUUUCAUCUUUAUCCAUAGAAUUGGCUCUUUCUCACAACAACCUAUGUGGUCCACUUCCAACUGAGGUUGGAGACCUCAAGAUGUUGAGUAAACUAGAUUUAUCUUAUAAUAAUUUAUCAGGAAAUAUUCCUAGUAGCCUUGGUGGUUGUGCUAGCCUUUCAUGGUUGUACCUAGAAGGAAACUUAUUUCAAGGUACGAUACCACCAUCAUUAAGUUCCUUGAAAGGAUUGGUGGAACUCGAUAUUUCUCAAAAUAAUUUAUCAGGAGACAUUCCUCAAUUCUUAGAACGGUUUUCAAAUUUGAAAUAUUUGAACCUAUCAUAUAAUGAUUUUGAGAGUGAAGUACCAAUGGUAGGAUUAUUUGCCAAUGCAAGUGGCUUUUCUAUUUUGGGGAAUAGUAGGCUUUGCGGUGGCAUUGUUGAACUUGGGUUAUCCAAAUGCAAAGGGAAAACGAAAAGUAAAAAGAAGUUUCAUGUGUUUGUAAUACCCAUUUUGAUUGCAUCCACACUCUUCACCAUAACAUGUUUUGCCUAUGCGUGGUGUAAGAAUAAAAGAAAGAGUCAGCAAUCUCAACCAUCAACAAACGAACGCUUCAUGAAAGUUUCAUACGACCAACUUCUAAAGGCUACAAAUGGGUUCUCCGAAGCUAAUUUGAUUGGAAAAGGUGGGUUUAGUUCGGUUUAUAAAGGAAUCCUUGAUGAAGAUGAUGAUAGGUUUGUUGCAGUCAAAGUUUUACAUCUUCAUAACCGAGGAGCUCAAAGAAGCUUUAUGAGGGAGUGUGAAGCAUGGCGAAGCAUUCGGCACCGGAAUUUGUUGAGGAUAAUAACUUCUUGUUCAAGCAUUGACUUUCAAGGAAAUGAUUUUAAAGCUUUGGUAUAUGAGUUCAUGCCCAAAGGAAGUCUACAUGAUUGGUUACAUUCAAGUGAAAGUACAUCAAGACUAAACCUUCUUCAGAUAUUAAAUAUUCUUAUUGAUGUAGCAUCUGUACUUGAUUAUAUUCAUAAUCAAUGUGUACCACCCGUGGUUCACGGUGACAUAAAACCAAGCAACAUUCUACUCGAUGAUGAUAUGGUUGCUCAUGUUGGAGAUUUCGGUUUAGCUCGAUUUCUUGGAACCUCGUACUCAAACAGCUCAACCGGGACUAGAGGAACAAUUGGUUAUGUUGCUCCAGAGUAUGGUCUUGGAAAUGAGAUGACAAGUAAUGGAGACGUCUAUAGUUUUGGAAUAUUAUUGCUAGAGGCGAUGAGCGGGAAAAAGCCGACUGGUGACAUCUUUAAUGAAAGCCUUAGCCUUCAUAACUUUGUUUCCAUGGCCUUGCCAGACCAUGUAAUGGAUGUUAUUGAUCUUAACAUUCUGAAUGUUUAUCAAGAGGAUGAAACUUUUAUGCAAAAGAAGGAAGAAACUAUGAUGAAAAUUGAGGAUUGUUUACGUUCAAUACUUAAAAUUGGAGUAUCAUCCACUAUGGAUUCCCCACUAGAAAGGAUGGAUAUGAAGAAUGUGGUGCACGAAUUGAAACAUAUUCUGGUUAAAAUUCAAAAUAUUUGA